Molecule: messenger RNA, 2897 nt
Organism: Fundulus heteroclitus (mummichog)
Lineage: Eukaryota; Metazoa; Chordata; Actinopteri; Cyprinodontiformes; Fundulidae
Gene: ak7b
Product: adenylate kinase 7b
Biological process (GO): nucleobase-containing compound metabolic process
Cellular component (GO): cytoplasm
Molecular function (GO): AMP kinase activity; ATP binding
Source: RefSeq, a predicted model, not a curated record
GGUAACAGUCCACCUUCAACGGCUGCGAUCAAGAAACAUGUCGGAUCCGCAGCUGGUGAAGCGCAAACCGACUCCUAAACGGAUCUUUCUCAACAGCAUAGACUCGUACUCCUCCAGGAACAUCGCCAAGUUCCUGUGUAAAAGCACAGUAGUAGCUGAUGAUAAUCAUGAUGAUGAUGAGGAAGAGGAGGAGCAGCAGGAAGAGGACGUGUCCCACCACAGUCCAGCCUUUCAGGUGGUUGGAACUGUCUCUGAUCCGUCCAACGAGCCCAGCCCGCAUAUCCUGGAAGAAUACCAUCAUCCUGACAGAGAGACACUUCUGUCAAAGCUGAUGGAGUGCCAGGUUGUCAUUUACAACAUCAGCCAUGAUGCUGAGCAGGUGGAUGAAGCUAUCUGGGCUGUCACAGCUCUUCAUAAUCAAAUAGAGCAUUUUUCCAGUCCGAAGCUCUUCAUCCUCGUCUCCACUGUGAUGACAUGGGCCUCCAGCUUACCACUGGAUCCAGAAGAUCCGGAUCUUCCCUUCACUGACGAAAUUUUCUACUGCAGACGAGCUCAUCCUAGCUUCAAACGGCACAUCGACCUGGAGAAGGCAGUGGUCAAAAUAGGCAAAUCUAACAGAGAGAUUUUCACCACCUAUGUGGUGGCAUCAGGCCUGCAGUACGGAAUGGGAGAAGAUAUCUUCCACUACUUCUUCAAGGAAUCAUGGUUGGGAAAAGAAGAUGAAAUAUCCGUGUUUGGAGAUGGGAAUAACAUCGUUCCCACCAUCCACAUCAGAGACCUGGCCAGCGUGCUCCAGAAUGUAAUCGAACAUCAGCCCAGACCUUACUACCUGCUGGCUGUGGACUCGUCUCACAGCAGCAUGGAGGAGCUGGUGAAGGCCAUCGCCUCUGUUCUGGGACCUGGAAAGAUCCAGAAAAGGCCCUUUGAGGACAUCUUCCUCAUCCAGGACUUAAAUGUAUUGGCUAUUGAUUCGCUUCGGGUCAACCUCCGGAUGGAGGCAGUAACCAUCAACAGUCUGUUCUCCAUCAGCUGGCAUUGUGAGACUGGUCUGGUGGAAAACGUGGGGCUGGUGGUGGAGGAGUACCGGCAGGCUCGUGGGCUUCUGCCUCUUCAAGUCUGUAUCCUGGGUCCCCCUGCAGUGGGUAAGAGCACCUUGUCCGUACAGAUCUGUGAGCACUACAAACUCCAUCACAUUACACUGAAGGACACCAUCUCAGAGGUCAUCAGCCAGCUGGAAGAUACUGUGAAGAAUCCUGAUCCAGAUGCUGAGACGUCUGCAGCAGAGGCCCAAGACCUGCUCAACAACCUGAAUGACAGCGUGGAAAAUGACGACGUUUCAGAGGAGCAGAUGAAGCUGUUGAAGGAUAAGCUGAUGUCCAACCCGUGCAAAAACCAGGGUUAUCUUCUCGAUGAUUUUCCCAACACGUACGAGCAAGCUAAUGAGCUGUUUGGAGAGGACCCGGAUGAAUCGUUGCCAUCCAGCAGGAUUAUGCCAGAGUUCGUGUUGUGUCUGGACGCCCCCGACUCCGUCCUGAUAGACCGAGUGAUCAACCUCCCCGAGGAACUGGUGCAAGAGCUCGACUAUGAGCCGGAGCAGUACAUGAACCGGCUGGCCGUCUACAGAGAGAACAACCAAGAGGAUAAAACAGUUCUCAAUUUCUUCGAGGAGCUGGAUGUCAGUCCUCUGUACCUGGAGGUCACCAGCGGCGAAGAACCCGCCAGCUCACUGUUGAUGCAGAAGAUCUUCAGCACACUGGGCCCCCCGAGGACAUACGGUCCUAGCAGCCGGGAGGUGGAGGAGGAGGAGAGGGGGAAAGCAGAGGAGAAGAUACGGAGAGAGGCGGAGGAGAGGGCUGCGGAGGAGCAAAGGGAGGAGGAGGAGACCAGGAGCAGAGCUGCAUGCUGGGAGGAGUGGACUCGGACUUCAGAGGCGGGGAUGCAGCAGGAGGAGCAGUACCUGGAGAACCUGACUGGCCAAAUGAAAAGCUAUCUGAGGGAGCAUGUGAUGCCAACACUGAGCCAGGGUCUGAUCGAGUGCUGCAGAGCUCAGCCACCAGAGCCUCUGGACUUCCUGGCGGAGUACCUGUUCCGGAACGACCCACACGACCACCCCAGUAGAGAGGAUUCAUCUGUGAACCACGAUGUUCCUGUGCCGUUUGAUUAAACCGGUUGAGUCACAGUGUUGCUCUCCCACUGGACGUGUGCUGCGUUUUGGACUCCCGAGUACCGGCCGUGACUCGAAAACAACCGUUCGAAAGUGUGCAUGAAUCCAGAAGCUCAUUAGGAAGUUAAUUUGUUUAAUGAACUCAGGAGCGACCACACUCCGGUCAUAACAGCUCAGAUUUGGCUGUAGAUAUCUGGGAAGGAGAAACGCUACAAAAGGCAGCUAAUUUGCAGCUCUCUGGAGUUCCCUCUCGCAGCUCCAAAGUGUUCAUAAUUAGCCGCAACAGAAGCCCAAAUAAUUUCAUUGAACAUAAUCACUACGCAGGGAAAUUAGUGGGAAACACUGUGACAAAUAACACAACGUGAAGAGAAAAGAGCAAUUCGCAUUCUGUAAUAAAUGUGUUGGCACAACGUUUGAACAGCCUUGUGUGACUUUCUCUUUGUCACCAACUUGUUCCUGUAAGAUUUAGAUGUUGUAGAAGUAUUUAUCCUAAACAACAUGUAUUAAUUUUACAGAGCAGGAGUGGUCCAUUUUUGGUUUUCAACACUCUCUGUUAGGAACAGGUGGAGACAGCAGGCAAGUCAGUCCAGGGUGUCAAAUGCUUGAAACAUCACGGCAGAUACCCGAUACCAGCUUUAAAACACAGUGGUGGAGAGAUGCUGGUAGGGGAUUGUUUUGCUUCCACAGCCUGUGUGCAGAAUAUUGUUUUCCAUUGGCUUUAAUAAAAAAAAAA